Messenger RNA from Chanos chanos (milkfish), 1550 nucleotides. It is a transcript of the gene calcrlb, whose product is annotated as calcitonin receptor-like b. Gene Ontology annotation, cellular component: plasma membrane. The record is from RefSeq and is a predicted model, not a curated record. NCBI's taxonomy places the organism in Eukaryota, Metazoa, Chordata, Actinopteri, Gonorynchiformes, Chanidae. Gene Ontology annotation, biological process: angiogenesis; adenylate cyclase-activating G protein-coupled receptor signaling pathway; cell surface receptor signaling pathway. Gene Ontology annotation, molecular function: calcitonin receptor activity; calcitonin gene-related peptide receptor activity; adrenomedullin receptor activity. Bases 72 to 1514 code for a protein of 480 amino acids. The transcript is spliced from 13 exons.
AUACUUCAGUGCCACUGAAUAGUGCGGACGCAGUGGGCAGCGGUCACAAAUAAGGUCAAAGCAUUGGAUCUAUGAUUUUACAACGGCCAAGUAAAGGAAGGAUGAGUGGCUGGUGGAUUACCUCAUUUUUGUUGCUGUUAACUGCCUUUGAGAUGCUGGUCGCGGCAGACGAGGAGGUGAACGGUACGGAGCAGGAGCAAACUGCGGCCGUUUAUCACGACAUCGACCACACCAGGAACAAGAUCAUCACGGCACAGUUUGAGUGCUACCAGAAAAUCAUGAGGAACCCAAGCCCACAUAAAACAAACGCGUCCAUGUGUGACCUGACCUGGGACGGAUGGCUGUGCUGGGACGAGGCAGAGGCGGGCACCGUCUCCAUGCAGCACUGUCCAGAUUACUUCCACGACUUCGACACGUCCGAAAUAGUGACGAAGAUUUGCACUAACAGUGGGCAGUGGUUUGUUCAUCCCGACAGUAACCGUACCUGGACGAAUUACACCAGCUGCAAAGCGAAACCGACCGACCACGUCAAUGCAGCGGUGAAUCUCUAUUACUUGACUCUGAUUGGACAUGGAUUGUCACUGAUAUCUUUGUUUAUUUCGCUAGGAAUAUUUUUCCAUUUCAAUAGCUUGAGCUGCCAAAGGAUCACUCUACACAAGAACCUGUUCUUCUCUUUCAUCCUGAACUCAGUCACCACAAUCAUUUGGUUCACUGUGGUGGCCAGCAACCAGGAACUAGUGCAGGCUAACCCAGUGAGCUGCAAGGUGUCCAUGUUUAUCCAUUUUUACAUUUUCGGCUGUAAUUACUUCUGGAUGCUGUGCGAGGGGAUAUAUCUCCACACUCUCAUCGUUGUGGCGGUGUUUGCUGAGAAACAGCACCUGAUGUGGUACUACCUGCUUGGCUGGGGGUUUCCUCUGAUACCUGCACUGAUAUACGCCAUAGCCCGGAGUUACUACUACAACGACAAUUGUUGGAUCGGCGCGAACACGUCCCUGCUUUACAUUAUCCACGGUCCAAUCUGCGCCGCUCUGCUGGUCAACUUGUUCUUCCUCCUCAACAUCGUGCGUGUGCUUAUCACUAAGCUGAAGGUCACCCACCAGGCUGAGUCGAGUCUGUACAUGAAGGCGGUCCGAGCCACCCUCAUUCUGGUCCCGCUGCUGGGCAUCCAGUUCGUCCUGCUGCCCUACAAACCAGAGGAAAAGAUGCCGUCCGAGAUCUACAACUACAUCAUGGCCAUCCUCAUGCAUUAUCAGGGGCUCUUGGUGGCUACGAUAUUCUGUUUUUUCAAUGGAGAGGUGCAGAGUGUGUUAAGAAGGCACUGGAACCAGUACCGCAUCCAGUUCGAGAACACCUUCGCCAACACCGAAGCUUUGAGGUCGGCCUCCUACACGGCGUCUUCCAUGACGGAGGUGCACCGCUGCUACAGCAUCGACGGGCACACGGAACAUUUGAACGGCAAGAGCUACCUCGACAUCGACUCCACCAUCCUCAGAUCGGACAGCCUGUACGGGUGAAGGAUCUAAGCCCCACCACCUCCUCCUCCCCCCCGU